Funneliformis geosporum is the source of this 459-nucleotide messenger RNA. The record is from the annotation of a GenBank genome assembly. NCBI's taxonomy places the organism in Eukaryota, Fungi, Glomeromycota, Glomeromycetes, Glomerales, Glomeraceae.
AUGUAUGAGAAAGGUGAAGGUACGGAAAAGAAUUUCGACAAAGCCUUUUAUUGGUUUAAUAAAGCGGCAGAAAAGGGAGAUGAGAUUGCAAUGUAUAAUGUAGGUGAAUGUUAUGAAUUGGGAAAUGGUGUUGGAAAAGAUGAGAAUAAAGCUUUCAAGUAUUAUAAAAAGUCGGCUAAACGAGGGGACCUUGAUGCAAAGUUUUUACUUGGUUAUUGUUAUGUAAAUGGCGUCGGUACAGAGAUUAAUCGCGAGAAAGGAUUUGAAUUUUAUAAGGAUGCCGCUGGGAAGAAGGAUAUGGUUGGACAUUUUUAUGAUCACGGGAUUAUAUCUGGUGUUGAUAAAGAGAUGGCAAUGGAUCUGUACAAGAUGGCUGCUAAAGGAGGAAAUAUCUGUGCACAAAAAAGACUCUCAUAUUUAUACGAGCAAAUGGAAAUAACCGAACUAAUAUAUAAAUGA